GGCUUGAGAUGCAGCUAAAGUGGUGGCCGAAGAGGACAAGGCCACGAUAUAAGUCUUCACACAUCCAAUCUAUGGAAACACUUUUUUUUUUUGAAGAUAGAUGUUGUGAAGGGUAGAAGAUCCAAGUGUCGUUCCAGUUUCUCUUUUAACUAUAUUCCUCCUCUCUCUCUCUCUCCUCCUAACCUACUACUUCCCUCUCUAUACCUUUCUUAUUCCGCUAAACUCGACUAACGUGAAAGGCAAGCUGGUACUUGCUUGGAUCCUAUCAUUCAUUCGACGGGAAGAAAAAUAAUAUUAAUUUUGACGAAUUUCGAAUACACCCUUACCAUUCCGCUCUGGUCGGUCUUAUCCCCACUUGCGGAUUAUUAUUCACCGGGCACGAGGACUUGAGAGCGUUGAGCGUUUUUGGGCAAUUACUGGCUUCGAGGCGCAAUCUCUGGAAAGAUCCUAGCAAUUAUCGACCUAGACCUAGAACUGGGGUCCCUGGUUCCCCUUGUCUCCUCCCGCUUUCGCUCGGCUUGCGACUAGCAUAUCCCCCCCCACUACCAUCUCGACGCAGGUACCUUACCUCGAACAUAAGAUACAAAUGUCAAGUCUACCCCCCAACCCCCAGGGAGACCUAAUGAGAGCAUCAACCGUCAACAUGGCCGUCGCACAACCGACCAAGACGAAGGCUGCUUCUAAGCAAACCAACAAUGCCAACACUAAAGCUAAGACACAGAUGCACCGCCGUUCCAGAACAGGUUGCUAUACCUGCAGAUUACGACGAAAGAAGUGCGAUGAGGGCACUCCCAUGUGCACGGCAUGCAAGCACCUCGGUCUUGUAUGCGAAUAUAAGAGACCAAUGUGGUGGAGCAACAACGAUGCGAGACGACAACACAAGGACGACAUCAAGAUGAUUAUCAAGAGGAAGAAGCUCUCCGAGAAGGCGUCGCACACCAUCCAGACUACGGUUAGCUCGCCGCCCGGCCUGUCUCACUCUCUCCCUACCUCCGCAACCUUCUCGGACCCCCUAGACCGAACAAGGUCCGCAUCGAUCGAUUCGCAAUUCGCCUUCAACUUCAACAGCCCACCCAAUGUUAACGAUUAUGGGACUUACAACCCGCACAUGCUCCCAUCACACGCCGACUUCAUGUUUAACAUGUCUCCUUACGAGAUUGAUGUUAAGACCGAGCGACAAAUGUUUGUCAACGAUGUCCCAACACUACGAGAAUCUACAGUUUCAACCUUCAGCACUUACCACACUCCGCCUCCACCGGGAACAGUCCUCCCGUCUUAUUCCUCGGAUGGAGAGUGGUCCGAACAGGUCUUCCAGGAGCGCCGCGAGUCCCUAGCAGAGGAAACCUUGAACUACAACUUCUUCGACUUCGCCCACGGCCUUCCUUCAGACACAAGGCAAGUGGACAUCGAACUAGACGACAAUGACCAACGACUACUGGAUCACUUCAUUCAAUUCGUGCUACCAACUAUCUUCCCUAUCUUGGAAACUAACCAACAUGGGUCUGUCGGCUCUGACCUCAUCCUACCUAACCUACAGAGCAACAAAGGCUACCUUCACUGCUGCCUCAUGAUCGCGGCGCAACACUACAAGGCCACGAUGAACGUCCAGGGCGAGGAAAUCGACAAUGACAUCAUGCGACACCGACACGCUACCAUUGUUGCACUAUGCGAUGCGCUAAACAAGGAUGAAGACCACCACCAGAUCCUUGAGGCGACUCUUGGUCUCAUCUUUUUCCAGUGCUGCGUUGGCCGAUACGAUGACUCAUUGCCUGACAUCCCAUGGCACCAACACUUCCAGGCGGUGAACUCUCUAGUCAACAAACUGGAUCUGCCUCGACUAGUUUCUGAAUCAACCGAGCAGUUGACUCAGACACCUUUCAACAUGACACUAACCGCGUGGAUCGAUAUCUUGGGCGCAACCAUGCAGGGGCGUGCCCCGACCUUUGCGCACACCUAUCGCGAGAAGCACUUGUCGACAACUAACCCUUCCCUUGGGCUCCGCGAGCUCAUGGGUUGCGACGACCACGUCAUGUAUCUCAUUUCGGAAAUUGCCUGCCUCGAGGCACUCAAGAAGGAGGGAAUGGACGACAUUACUCUAUGCACACACGUUCAUGCGCUAGGUGACCAAAUUGGGUUGACGGAGGCCAACGACUGCGGGCCUAAGAUGCCAUUUAACGCCAAUGGCUCUCUUAGCCCGAAACAACUCAGCAAGAACAUCACCAGCGCUUUCCGAUUGGCCGCCCGCAUUUACCUCUGCAGCUUGGUUCCUGGUUUCUCACCCAGUCAAACCAGCUGCGUUGGCCUCGUCGAGAAACUAACCAAUGUUCUACAAUUUAUUCCAUCUGGCCCUGGUGGCUUCGACCGAAGCCUGUCUUGGGUCUACCUGAUUGGCGGAUCCGUUAGUGGAAUGAACUCCAGCUUCCGACAAUUCUUCAACGACCGCAUCGCGCAGCUCGGUGACUCCGCCAACUAUGGCAGCUUCGGCGGCGUCGUCUCGCUGCUGAACGAAGUCUGGCACCAGGCCGACAACAGCCAGCCGAGUCCUAGUGCCAACGGGACCCCGGAAGCGCCCUACAUCUCCUGGAGAGAUAUCAUGCAGAUGAGGGGAUUCGACUACCUCCUGAUCUAAGUUGAUCAUUCACCUCACAGCUGGUCUUGGGGGAGGUAUCCCUCUCCUCAUCUGCGGGUGGCUUCCUGGAGCGAUUCAGGAAAUUGCUAUCCCGUUUGCACUUCGACUACGGCUGACUGCACACUAUUUUUUUAUUUUACUAUUUUACUACGAUAAUACCCAUUAGAGACAGGUAGCCGCAAGGCAACCGGAACGACACUUGGAAUUGGCAGGAUAUCGGGGAUUGGAUCAAUGAUGACGACGGGUAGUCGGGGAGGACUACCACAACUGGGAGGUAAUGAACCUGCUAUGGCUUUACGAUGCGACGACAAUUUCCUAUUUUCUACUUUUUAGUCGAUAUCAUCGUCGAGUUACUUAUAUAUACCAUGCAUGCAUUGGUAGGAAAGGCAAAGGAGUUUUUGGGCAAUUUUAGCAUUGGUGUAUAUUUGGAUAAAGGCCUAGCAUCUUACUUGCCCCUGAAAGGCAAAGAAAUCUUAAGGGACAGGUUCAUUAGGAGGCACCGAUUUGAUUGCCCCCACCUCUCGAAGCUCUUAGGGACAAAAAACCCUAAGGGUCGAAGAAGUAUCUAUUAUUGUAAUAUAAUAACACAAACACAAAUCUCAAAUAAAAUACAAAAAGUUCAGAUAUUAUAAAA
This is a messenger RNA of Annulohypoxylon maeteangense, 3263 nucleotides long. RefSeq names its product PRO1 protein. Gene Ontology annotation, cellular component: nucleus. The transcript has 2 exons. Gene Ontology annotation, molecular function: DNA-binding transcription factor activity, RNA polymerase II-specific; zinc ion binding; transcription cis-regulatory region binding. The coding region runs from base 587 to 2629 and encodes 680 amino acids. The record is from RefSeq and is a predicted model, not a curated record. Gene Ontology annotation, biological process: positive regulation of transcription by RNA polymerase II. Lineage: Eukaryota; Fungi; Ascomycota; Sordariomycetes; Xylariales; Hypoxylaceae.